GGAGUGAUGUUGAAGAGCGCUUGCGCAGGAGAGAGACUGUGCGGGGAGGGGGGCUUCCGAGCACGCGCGCGGAGGCGGGACUUGAAGAGCUCUCGCGAGAUCGUCAGGGUGCUAUAUAUGUGCGCAGGGAGCCCGCGUCCUUUCCCUGGUGUGAUUCCGUCCUGCGCGGCUGUUCUCCGCAACAGUAGUGGAUUAUCUCCGUCCGCCUUCUCUCCCACCCAAGUGCGUGCCACCAACCCAUGGAAGAUUCGAUGGAUAUGGACAUGAGCCCCCUGAGGCCUCAGAACUAUCUUUUCGGUUGUGAACUAAAGGCCGAUAAAGAUUACCACUUUAAGGUGGAUAAUGAUGAAAAUGAGCACCAGUUAUCUUUAAGAACGGUCAGUUUAGGGGCUGGCGCAAAGGAUGAGUUGCACAUUGUAGAAGCAGAGGCAAUGAAUUAUGAAGGCAGUCCAAUCAAAGUAACACUGGCAACUUUGAAAAUGUCUGUACAGCCAACGGUUUCCCUUGGGGGCUUUGAAAUAACACCACCUGUGGUCUUACGGUUGAAGUGUGGUUCAGGGCCUGUGCAUAUUAGUGGACAGCACUUAGUAGCUGUAGAGGAAGAUGCAGAGUCAGAAGAUGAGGAGGAGGAAGAUGUGAAACUUCUGAGUAUAUCUGGAAAGCGUUCUGCCCCCGGAGGUGGUAGCAAGGUUCCACAGAAAAAGGUAAAACUUGCUGCUGAUGAAGAUGAAGAUGAUGAUGAAGAUGAUGAUGACGAUGACGAAGAUGAUGAUGAUGAUGACUUUGAUGAUGAGGAAGCGGAAGAAAAAGCUCCAGUAAAGAAAUCAAUACGGGAUACUCCAGCCAAAAAUGCACAGAAAUCAAACCAGAAUGGAAAAGACUCAAAACCGUCAACACCAAGAUCAAAAGGUCAAGAAUCCUUCAAAAAACAGGAAAAAACUCCUAAAACACCGAAAGGACCUAGUUCUGUAGAAGACAUUAAAGCAAAAAUGCAAGCAAGUAUAGAAAAAGCGCAUUGAACAGUCCUGGGCACUACUGGUAAAUUAAGCCCAAAGAUGGGGAGAGAGGAAAAGGAGAGACAAAUAUAGUCCAUACUGAGUAUCAUCAACAAUCCAGACUGAAGUCUUCCAUUUUAAUCUCGAUCCCCUUUGCUGAUUUUGCCACCUGCCCACGCCCCCUUCCAGGCUGGAAGCAAUCUCUUAAUUGCCUAAAGCACUUUUCUUUUGACUGCUAUUACUCAGUGAUCCUUAAACUUUGCUUUCUACUACUUGUGCAUUUGCCUCACCUCUUUGACCAUGUUUUAAUCACCUUGUAUCUCCCUAGCUGUUGAAUAAAUAUUUGAAUCAAA
Molecule: messenger RNA, 1348 nt
Organism: Phacochoerus africanus (Common warthog)
Lineage: Eukaryota; Metazoa; Chordata; Mammalia; Artiodactyla; Suidae
Gene: NPM1
Product: nucleophosmin 1
Exons: 10
Coding region: 240-1019 (259 amino acids)
Biological process (GO): ribosomal small subunit export from nucleus; ribosomal large subunit export from nucleus; ribosomal large subunit biogenesis
Cellular component (GO): centrosome; ribonucleoprotein complex; nucleoplasm
Molecular function (GO): chromatin binding; RNA binding; histone binding
Source: RefSeq, a predicted model, not a curated record